AUGACAUUCAAACUGAGUGCAGACUCUGCAGGCAGAAUAAGAUACUGUAAUACAACCACCACUUAUCCAACCACAACGUAUCCAACCACAGCUUAUCCGUCCACAAGUAAAACAACCACAACUUAUCCAACCACAGCUUAUCUGUCCACAAGUAAAACAACCACAACUUAUCCAACCACAGCUUAUCUGUCCACAACUUAUCCGUCCACAAGUAGAACAACCACAACUUAUCCAACCACAGCUUAUCUGUCCACAAGUAAAACAACCACAACUUAUCCAACCACAGCUUAUCCGUCCACAACUUAUCCGUCCACAAGUAAUACAACCACAACUUAUCCAACCACAGCUUAUCCGUCCACAAGUAAUACAACCACAACUUAUCCAACCACAGCUUAUCCGUCCACAAGUAAAACAACCACAACUUAUCCAACCACAGCUUAUCUGUCCACAAGUAAUACAACCACAACUUAUCCAACCACAGCUUAUCCGUCCACAAGUAAAACAACCACAACUUAUCCAACCACAGCUUAUCCGUCCACAAGUAAAACAACCACAACUUAUCCAACCACAGCUUAUCCGUCCACAAGUAAUACAACCACAACUUAUCCAACCACAGCUUAUCCGUCCACAAUUAAAACAACCACAACUUAUCCAACCACAGCUUAUUUGUCCACAAGUAAUACAACCACAACUUAUCCAACCACAGCUUAUCCGUCCACAAGUAAAACAACCACAACUUAUCCAACCACAGCUUAUCCGUCCACAAGUAAUACAACCACAACUUAUCCAACCACAACGUAUCCAACCACAGCUUAUCCGUCCACAAGUAAAACAACCACAACUUAUCCAACCACAGCUUAUCUGUCCACAAGUAAAACAACCACAACUUAUCCAACCACAGCUUAUCCGUCCACAAGUAAUACAACACAACUUAUCCAACCACAGCUUAUCCGUUCACAAGUAAUACAACACAACUUAUCCAACCACAGCUUAUCUGUCCACAAGUAAUACAACCACA
Molecule: messenger RNA, 1018 nt
Organism: Mytilus californianus (California mussel)
Lineage: Eukaryota; Metazoa; Mollusca; Bivalvia; Mytilida; Mytilidae
Product: salivary glue protein Sgs-3-like
Exons: 5
Coding region: 1-1008 (335 amino acids)
Source: RefSeq, a predicted model, not a curated record